AUGAAAUUGUCCUAUAUGGUUAGGAAACUCUUGAAAACAACAUGUUUUCAAUGUACUUGUAUGUAUAUAUUUAUUCUCCUGCAAAUCUCACAUGAGGUAGCAGCAGCUGAUGCCAAUGUCUUGACCCUCUGGUGCCUGGUCCAGUCUGACUCACCUCUUUUGCUGGGUGCUGUAGCUGUCUGGUAA
Molecule: messenger RNA, 186 nt
Organism: Ilex paraguariensis (yerba mate)
Lineage: Eukaryota; Viridiplantae; Streptophyta; Magnoliopsida; Aquifoliales; Aquifoliaceae
Source: the annotation of a GenBank genome assembly